This is a messenger RNA of Mercurialis annua (annual mercury), 941 nucleotides long. Its product is annotated as cytokinin riboside 5'-monophosphate phosphoribohydrolase LOG8. The coding region runs from base 120 to 773 and encodes 217 amino acids. Gene Ontology annotation, biological process: cytokinin biosynthetic process. The record is from RefSeq and is a predicted model, not a curated record. Gene Ontology annotation, molecular function: hydrolase activity, hydrolyzing N-glycosyl compounds. Lineage: Eukaryota; Viridiplantae; Streptophyta; Magnoliopsida; Malpighiales; Euphorbiaceae. Gene Ontology annotation, cellular component: cytosol; nucleus. The transcript is spliced from 8 exons.
AUUGAUUGUAGACACGUGACAUACUUUGAUUGCAAUACUAAUAUUAAUAUUAUUAAAUCAUUAAAAGCCGACACACUACACAUUGGAUUACAAAAGGAAUACAACAUAGAAGAUUGACAAUGGAAGAAAAUAAUAUAAUCAGGAGCAAGUUCAAAAGAAUGUGUGUUUUCUGUGGAAGCAACUCUGGCAAUAGACAAAUCUUCAGUGAUGCUGCUAUUCAAUUGGGUGAUGAACUGGUGAAAAGGAAGAUAGAGCUAGUGUAUGGUGGAGGUAGUGUUGGGCUUAUGGGUUUGAUAUCUCAGAAAGUGUAUGAUGGAGGCUGCCAUGUUCUUGGGAUCAUUCCGAAAGCACUCAUGCCACUUGAGAUAUCAGGGGAAACCGUCGGAGAAGUAAGAAUUGUUUCCGACAUGCAUGAGCGGAAAGCUGCUAUGGCCAGAGAAGCUGAAGCAUUCAUUGCUCUUCCAGGCGGAUAUGGAACCAUGGAAGAACUACUGGAGAUGAUAACUUGGUCACAACUUGGUAUCCAUAAAAAACCGGUUGGCCUGCUAAACGUCGAUGGUUACUAUAAUAGUUUGCUUGCUUUAUUUGACAAUGGUGUUCGAGAGGGUUUCAUUAAGCCCGCUGCUCGUGAUUUAGUUGUCUCUGCUCCCACAGCCAAAGAACUUUUGGAGAAAAUGGAGCAACACUCUCCUUCUCAUAAACAUGUUGCUCCACCUGAAAGCUGGAAUAUGGUGCAACUAGAGAAUUAUCCAACCCAGCAGAAUGCACAGUAAAUGUUGUGGUAGGUUUUUCGCCUACAAUUUUUACUGAAGUGAUUGAUUGUCCCUCAAGUAAUGUGUACAAGAAUUCUUUUGAAUGGGCUCCCAUAUUGUUGAUGGCUCUGUACUUCUUGUCGUUUUAAUGAUUUGAAUUAUAUAAGAAGUUCCUUACUGUUUUGUCAA